Messenger RNA from Paramisgurnus dabryanus, 5273 nucleotides. The record is from RefSeq and is a predicted model, not a curated record. Lineage: Eukaryota; Metazoa; Chordata; Actinopteri; Cypriniformes; Cobitidae.
CAGUGCGCAGUGCAAACACGCAUACACACACUAGCUCCUCUUUAAACCCUUUUUUUUUGUGACAGAUGUGCGAAGAAAGAAUAGCAAGCUAAUUGUGGCUUACAGUACAGUGCGUCAGACAACACAAUACCUGAGCUUCUCAGAGAUCAGCAGAUAUCUGGAAUACAUAACUCAUUCUGCGCGCAGCUUUCCGUCUAAGCCUCCAGGACAUAAAAAUAUUUUUUUUGCCAUUCCAUAGUUGGCUUUUUUUGCUGCGCACCGUGACGAAUAUCCUAUGGAGCGCUUUUGCGCAAAUCUCUCCAAACUUUCCAACCACGCGGAGGCUAUUUUACUGUGAAGGAUUUAAGUGAUGCACGCGGAAAUGUUCAUCUUCGGACAUUCUCACUAAGCAAAUGUCCUUUUUUGCUGGGAAGAGCCCUUGCACUGCUGGUUUUCACUUGGACAUGUUGCUGCUUAAUGGCGCAACUGCGGGAUUGAAAUAACGGUACUGUUGCAGGAGUUUUUCCCAACAUUACCAACAUCUCUUGCACCGCGCAGGUUUGGACAGGUUUUCUUUUCGUUUAAAGACGGUGACAUGCGGGAUCGGAAAUCACUCAUCGGAGGACUGUAAACCCUGCUGGAAAUCAGAGUUACGCGGAGAUGGGAUCCCUGGUGAGAUCCCGCUGGCUUAUGAUCCCACUGCUUGUGCAAGCCUGGCUGUUGGCUUCCCAAGGCAGAGUCCGAGAGAAACCGUGUCCUCGAAGCUGCCGGUGUGAUGGCAAAAUAGUCUAUUGCGAGUCGAAUGCCUUUCGCGAUGUGCCAAAGAAUGUUUCGGUGGGAUGCCAGGGCCUCUCUCUGCGUUACAACAGCUUGGCGAAUCUUAGGCCUGGUCAGUUUGCCAGCCUCAGUCAGUUGGUUUGGCUGUACUUGGACCAUAACUACAUCAACAUGGUAGACAGACAAGCAUUUCAGGGCGUUCGAAGACUGAAGGAAUUGAUCCUCAGCUCUAACAAGAUUACGCACUUGGAAAACAGCACGUUUCAUUCGAUUCCCAACUUGCGCAAUCUGGACCUCUCCUACAACAAACUGCAAGUCCUGCAACCUAAUCAGUUUCAAGGCUUACGCAAACUGUUGAGUCUUCACAUUAGAUCGAAUUCCCUCAAGACGGUUCCCAUGCGCGUGUUUCAGGAUUGUCGAAACCUAGAGUUUCUCGAUUUGGGUUACAAUCGACUGAGGAGUCUUACCCGUAACGCGUUUGCGGGACUCCUCAAACUGACCGAGUUACACUUGGAGCACAACCAAUUCUCAAAGAUCAAUUUUUCUCAUUUCCCACGGCUUAACAAUCUCCGGGCUUUGUAUCUGCAGUGGAAUCGAGUAAAGUCAAUAACGCAGGGAAUUACAUGGACCUGGACCUCAUUGCAAAAGCUGGAUCUCUCUGGGAAUGACCUGCAAGUGUUGGAUGCCAGCAUUUUCCAGUGUCUGCCCAAUUUGCAGACUCUUAAUCUAGACUCCAAUAAGCUAAGUAACGUGUCCCAGGGGGCCAUAGGGGCUUGGAUCUCUCUCACUACGAUCAGUCUUGCAGGUAAUAUUUGGGAAUGCAGUCCCAGCUUAUGUCCCCUUGUGGCAUGGCUGAGGAACUUUAAGGGAAACAAGGAGACCACCAUGAUUUGUGCUGGACCAAAGGAAGUUCAGGGCGAGAAAGUGAUCGAGGCUGUUGAAACCUAUGGAUUCUGUAAAACGACCCCCACUCCUUACCUUCCGUUGUUCUCCACUGUAAACUCUAAGUCCAAAACCGGACGUCUGCCCCUGCCCACCAUGUUCAAAGCGAACGAGAAGAUAGCACGCAACAAUCCCGCCGCUCCUUCCCCAACGGUCGCAUCCCCGCCUGCCCCUGAGCACGACUUUGAGCAUGUUUCUUUUCACAAGAUAAUAGCCGGCAGCGUCGCCCUUUUCCUAUCCGUGGCCAUGAUCUUGCUAGUGAUCUACGUCUCCUGGAAGCGUUACCCCAGCAGCAUGAAGCAACUGCAGCAGCAUUCCAUGGUGAGAAAACGCCGGAAAAAGGCACGAGAGACGGAGCGGACCCUCAGCUCUCCGCUACAGGAAUAUUAUGUGGACUACAAACCCACAAACUCUGAGACCAUGGACGUACUGGUCAAUGGGACAGGACCCUGUACCUACACCAUCUCCGGCUCCCGAGAAUGUGAGGCCCCUCCACAGAUGGGCACAUUGGCGUUCUACAGAUACGAGCAGCCCAUUGUGGACUACUGCCAGGCUCACCAAACCCUACACAUGAACAGGGGGUUCGAGCCGUCGUCCCGGUCCCUCGAGGGGGUGGGGGCACGAGAACGAUGCAGCGUCCCUUCAGCCGGCCUUCUUCCUUCCGUGCCUGCAGCCCCUCUGUCAGACAUGCGUCCCCUACCACAGUGAGCCACACACGGACACGCCUGACGUCCCCCGUUCUCCUCUACGAAUGUCCCCACAGGGCGUACGGCCCACCCGACACCAACCUAAACCAGAUAAGAAACCGAGAUAUAUGGGGCAGUGUGACUCGUGUGGACUGUGAAGUCCCAGAUGUCUUCUGAGGAAUGAAUGGACUGUCAUGAACUGGGUCAAAACGCUUUUGGGUUUGUAUUUUCCAGAAGUCAUUCAUGUGUUCUGAAAUCGAUUUGGAAAAAUGUAACAUUGAAAAACAUUUGCUGAUUUUUUUAUCCUACAUGCUUUGUGGAAUCAUCCUUGAAGUGUUUGAGAGCCAAAACGUUUAUAAUAAUUAAAAUCAGGAGCUUUAUUGACUCAACAGUGCUCAAACAAUUCAGACGUGUGUACAUGAUGUUCUUAUAAACGUAAAAUAAUAUCCCAUUAAUGGAAAUGAGAGGCAGAGCAGUAAGUGUAUCCGAGCAGAAAAUCUUUUUAUCGUCUGGUUCUCUGAUAAGGCCUAUCAAAAGGCCCUCUGGCCCGUGAAGUCAGCUAUUAUUGCUUUAUAUAAAACUGCCCAAAUUCAAGGUGAGGUGGAGAAUUUGAAUUGUAAAUUAAAAAAAAAAAAAAAAGUAUUCUUGCUUAUAUUGACCGUGCCCCUAAUGAUAUGAAUGCAUCUCUUUAUUUUUAACUGGUGCGUCAUUUACUAAAAUCUUACACUAAUCAUAAAAAACGUAGAAAUAAUGUGUAUUAUAUAUUGAAUUUCCAUCCUUUAUGAUUUAUGAACAGAUGGGUCAUUUCUAUUACACAGUACUUGAUGAUGUAACUAAAAUGAAUGUGCUUGUAUUGUUAUUUAAGUAUUUCUACAAAACGGUAGACUUAAAGGGGUCAUAUGGCCAGUGUUGGGAAAAGUUACUUUUAAAAGUAAUGCAUUACAAUAUUAAGUUACUCCUCAAAAAAGUAACUAAAUGCGUUACUUAGUUACUUUUCAUGUAAAGUAAUGCUUACAUUACUUUUUAGUUACUUUUGCAUUACUUUUUCUUGGCUGAGCCUUGAUCACUUUCAGGCCUUGCAGGUGUUUUUAUGACUGUGUUUUGUUGUUUCAUCACAAAAAUGUCGAGCUCUGGCCUGCCAUCUCAGUUUCUGACUCAAACGGUUCCCACACAGGCGUGUUUGCAUUGAUAUAAUUUUGUACUUGUAUUACCUUUUUGAAAAAGUAACUCAAUAUUAAUGUGUACAUUUAAAAAGUAAUGCUUUACCCGUUACUUCAGAAAAGUAAUAUUACUACUUAAUGCACGUUACUUGUAAUGCGUUACCCCCAACACUGCCUAUGAUGCACAGUGUGAAUAUGUACUCUGUAAAAGAAAUGACCCAACUUUGUUUUGAAGCCUAAAAAUGUAGAUAACGUAUAUGUGUUCUGAUACCAGCCUCAGAGUUGUAUAGUACUUAAGUAUUUGUACUUUUUAAUUUUCAUUUAAUCGUAUUUUAUUAGUGUUUUUCUUUGGAAAACAUACAUUCCAAAACACAUUAUUAUAAUUUUUACUUCACUACAUUUCAUAAUUUCAAGUUUUUGUUUUAUAUUUAAUAUUUAAGUACAUUAAAUAUCUAGUAAUGUUUUGAACUUUUACUUAAGAAAGUAGAAGUACACAAUUUUUAUGUAAUUAGGCAUUAAAUCAAUUUUAAUAUGCAAUAUAUAAUGAAUACACAGUAUGAUUAUAUGCUUUAGAAUGUAGUGAAAUUUUUUUAGUAAAGAAAAGUACAUUUUUUUCCCAAGACAAGCACUCUGAUAAAGCACAGAUGCUUGGCAAAUGUAACUAAAAUACUUAAGUAUUAUACACCUCUGACCAGCCUGAUUCAACGGGAAUACGUAUUUUUUAAGAGAUGGCUAAUUCGUAUGAAGUAAAAUGUACGAUUAUUAGAAAAAAACAAUAAUGAUACCCCAGCCCUAACCCCAACAUCAUAUGGGUGAAAGCAAAUUGUAUAAAAAACGUACAAAUGUCUGGUCGUACGAAUUAGCCAUCUUGUAAAUACGCACAAAUUGCAAUGAGAUGGUGUUGUCUGAUACCCAUACUGAACUCAGAUCUGUAUUGUCAUCAUCAUCAUCAUCAUCAUCGCUUCCACGCUUUGUCCUGAAGAACAUCUAUUGGACGUCCCACUAUACUUCAGAAAGACCCGCGUGACCCAUGACACGGACAACCCACAUUCCAGCUGGAACUGUAAAAAUAAAGAAGACAGAAGGAAGGACUUAUAGACACUGUACAGUGAAACUCUUCCUCAACCGGACUCGUCUUGUACAUAUUGUAUAAAUUAAAAACGAAAGAUGUCUUUGCUUCUACAGAAACACAGUGUUGUUACCUAGAAGAGGAGCCUUAUCUUCAAUCCAAGAGAAAGUGUGUCUGCGUCUGCGUGUGUCAGCGCGGGUGCGUUAAACCGAGAUAAAGGGAGAAUUUCAGAUAAAUGGAAGACGGCUGCGUUAGAAUAUUAGCCUGCUGUUCGAAAACAUUUGUUUCAAAGAUUUGGUCUUUUUACUUUCCUUUGCGAUUUUCAAUAAUUGCAACAUAUGUUUGAUGCAUCUGUUUGCUGGGAUUCUGCGUCGAACGCCAGCGCACCAAUUAUGAGUACUACAGUGAUUUUUCAACCAAAUGUUUUUAUACCAGUAUUUAUGUGGAAAAAAGACGAUGACUAGUAUAUACUUUUUUGUUUUAAGUUCCUCCGAGCCCCUCAAUAUUUGCGUCCAUCGAGCAAAGCGCCCGAUUUCUGUUCUGACGCAAAGGUUGUGAUUAUUUUAAGCGUUCGACUGUGUUUCCCUGUAUCUUAGAAAUGAUGCUGAAAUAUUUCGUUUUGUCUAUUCAACAGUUAUAAAGCGUAAAAUUCCUUUUCUU